Molecule: messenger RNA, 2620 nt
Organism: Botrytis byssoidea
Lineage: Eukaryota; Fungi; Ascomycota; Leotiomycetes; Helotiales; Sclerotiniaceae
Exons: 2
Coding region: 782-2620 (612 amino acids)
Source: RefSeq, a predicted model, not a curated record
CCUCCCGAGCCUCCCACCCAGUUGAUAAGUGAAGUCUGAAAAAAAAAAAGAAAAGUCAAAAAUCUCAGCCUCAUACAUCAGCCUCACACACUUUGUCGGUACUUGAUACGACAUCGUGGCAGUGCAAAGCUGCAAGUCAAUCUUGUGGUUGGGAUUUCUUGGUGACCCGCCAACAGAUGAUCAGAUCGACCUAAAAACCAAAUAAAUUAUUUGCUUGGAAUAGCAUAAGGAGUCCAAGAAUCAAGGAUUUCAAUAUAAAAGUCUCAUCUGGCUAUUUACUCUCUAUCUUAAUAUACCUGGGUAGCCCCAAGCAACAUGUGGAUCAAGUAUAUGAUGUCGUGGCAAUCAUUAUCACCGCUACAUCUUUGAUAACUUUCUCAAUCUUUAUAAGUUUCUGCGAUUCCUUGUUACACCAACCAGCUCUUUUUUCAUCCCAUCAGCAGCAUAUCAGCCUCCCUUAUUCGCCAUAUGAGACCCCAGUUCCAGAUACCCACCAUCUUUCCCUGACAUAUCUGGGGUACAUUUUCUGCUGCCCAAUAUCACAGUGAUAUAGCAAAAAGCUUAAUAAAUCGAAAACCUACAAAACAAAAUUCUCUUCCAAAAGGCUGAGCUUCUUCCACCCGCUUCUUGUCAAUAAUCCCAAGGUUUAAUCUGCCGAAUUUGUUGCUUUGCCUUCCUGUGUGUGAUUCACUCCAGGGGAACGAGAGUGUAAAAAGAAGAGCUCCCCUUCUCUCUUUUUGUCAGUCCAGUGCCAUCGUAUACCUCAAAUCGCCGGCGAAAUAUGUCUCCGCAAGAUUUCGUUGAAGCAAACUCGCUUUCUGGUCUGAUCCAGCUUGCUGGAAACCCUCCGAAGUAUCCACGAAAUCCAACCGAGCAGAGAAAGGCCAAUCUAGUUCUCUAUAUCGCUAGAGUACCUGGUAGUAAUGAUAUCAUUCUUACAACCUUGAAACCACAACUCAAGAAUGUCACAUCCGAAGAUGUCGCAAACUCUUUAUACUACUUACAUCUGAAUUCGGAUGAGGACGCCCAACUCUUACCCGAAGAGCAGCUGGUCCCUUCCCGGGCACUUUCUAAAAAGAAUUUACCCCGCAAACCUCUACCCGAUGGCUCUAGGGCCCAGUCUUUGGAUAUUGAUAGGCAAAGUGUAUUAAACUUGGAGCGCCUACAACACCAAGCACCUGCGCUAGAUAUCCAAAAGGGUGAUACUUCGGGACAUGAUGACAUCGUGCCCCCGCGUGACAACGUUGCCAAUACGCCAAUGGUAGUAGAAGCAGGUAUUUCUCGGCGGGUCGUAGGUCAGCAUCCUUCUAUGGCGCGGUCAAAUACUGUCAACAGAAAGCCUCUCACGAAAAUAGUCCCUCAGAAUUCGUUAUUCACCCCAGAGUCUUCUCAGGCUGGUAGUCCUAUUCACAGUGAUCUGGAGACAUCACACCGGCCUCAAAGUAGCCAUACGAUGUUUGAAAGACCCAAACCAGUUGAUGAUUCUGCGAAGGCAUUUUCGAUAACUAUCAUUCGACGAGAUCCAACCUCGGGUGGCCAAUGGAAUGUCGGCAUAGUUGAAGGCAAAUCCAAUCCUCCCACUGUAGGGAUGACGGCAACUAAAAAACCCUACUAUGACAUUUCUGUACAUAUCACAACGCCAGGCUAUACCUAUUUCCGCAAUCAUACUCACCCGAUAGGCAACAACAAGCUCGGUGGUACAGCUCAAGCUCGGGAGUCACAAGGAGCUAGAUACCAACCCUCCGGAAAUGAAGUCCCCACAUCAGUGACGCAAAAGGCUGGGGUCUCCGGAUCUGGGUUUCACAGUCAAAUAUCAAUGGAAUGGGCUAGUUCAUGGAAUAAAACUUUUAAACAGCACAGAAGGGCAAUAUCUGAUUUGUCGAGAAAUCACAGCAGAAAUACCAGCGGUAGCUCGGAAGGUCCGCAGGAAUCUGAUCCAGAAAAUCGGUCCGCGGAUGGGACCGAAAAUUCUCGCGCCAAGGGUUACACAUUCUUAAGUCCUUGGGGAGGUACCUGCACUUUUUCCACUGGUGGCGCUGGCCGGUCCUUACGUUGUCUACACAAGCUACCAGCCCCAGUAUCCGCAGAUUCCACUGCCUCUUCGUCAAGCUCUGUGACUGUGAGCGAACUUCGCUUCAAUUUACCAAGUUCAGAUUUAUUCGAUAGAGAGAAGAUGGACUUGGCUGCAGCUCAAGUCAAGAGUGGGUCGACUAAACUUACACGAAAACUAGGAAGUUUCCGUAAAAGGCUAUCUAAGCCUAGCCCUCACCAUCCAUCUGAAACUCAGCCGCAUCAAACGUCUCAUGCUAUUCCAUACGCAAGUGAUGGGACAGAUCUUUCCCAUCUGCCACCUAGACCUUCCUCAAUUAGCUCGUCAUUUGAAGAAGACUCUCCGCCCUUAACACAAAGAUUAAAUAACUUCUUGGACGAGCUGACAACCUCGAACGAUAAUGACGAUCGGCUGGACCUUAGUAUUGGACAAGAAAAAGCCGGUGGUGGGAAUAGAGGCAAACGUGCAAAACUUGGGAAACUCAUCAUCCAUGAUGAGGGCUUGAAGAUGUUAGAUCUGAUCAUAGCGGCUAACAUUGGCGUUUGGUGGACCGUUUGGAAUCCAAACUAG